AUGACUGGUGCCCGAAGUUUACCCCGAAAUAGUAUCAUCUCUAUUAAAUCAGCGAUUCAAAGUGUGGCCCGAUUUCGUUGGCUAAUCUUCAUAAUCGGAAAUUUAGCCAAUUUCAGUCUCUCCAUGGUGAACACCAGCUUGAGUUUGGCGAUCGUCGCAAUGAUCAAGAAAAACGAGAAAGAAGGUAACAUGACGAUAAGUUCAGCGCUUAACGGUUCGGCUGAAGUGUCCAUAGAACCGAUAACAACUUGGUACUCGCCUUUAUGGUUAACAUCUUCUUCCCCUGAUGAUGAUGUUCACGUCGAUUGGACAAGUACUGAUAAAGAUCGUAUGUUACAAGCUUCUUUUUGGGGAACACUCGUAAUGUCUUCUUUCGGAGGUCGUAUUUGUGAAAUGGUUGGUCCUCGACGAACAGUUUCAAUGGCACUGGUCACAACGGGAAUUAGUAACAUCGCGUUUCCAAUGGUGGAAAAAUCGUUCAUCGGUGCUUAUCUCAUUAGAAUACUUCAAGGAACAGUCACCGGUGUGACUCAACCAUCUUCGUUUGUAAUGAUCUCACGUUGGUCAACGGCAGAGGAACGGACACUUUCCAGUGCCGUCGUAACUUCGGGUGGAUCUUUAGGUAAUCUUAUUUCUCUUCCAUUGGCUGGUGUUCUGGUUUCCAGUUCUUUCCUCGGUGGUUGGCCUUCAGUCUUCUACAUAUUAGGUUCACUUUGUUUAAUUGUUUCCGUUCUUUGGUAUUUUAUGAUCUACGAUACACCCGAGGAACACCCUCGUCUCAGUCCAGAAGAAUUGGAAGAGAUAUUAACCAAAAGGUCACUUAAAUCGGGCGAAAGAGUUCCAGUUCCAUGGCGGUCGAUUUUCACUUCGCUUCCAGUCUAUGCAUAUUUGGUACCUCAGUUCACUUAUGGUUGGGUUGUCGCCGUUGUCGCUUCUCAGAUCCCGUCAUUCUAUGAAGAGGUGUUAGGAUUUUCUCAUGAAGCUAACGGAUUUGUCGCAAGUUUACCUUGGUUGGUAUCUAUGGGUAGCUCUCUAAUUGGAAGUUCGAUCGCGGACAAAGUUCGUAGGACUAAUCGUUUCUCUCUGUCUGCAGUUCGUAAAUCAUUUACUGUCAUUGGUCUUGGUGCUGUUUCUUUAGGCUUAUUCGCAAUCACCACAUUGGGUAAAAGGAAACUCGCUGUUGUUUUAACUCUCGGCUUAUCCAAAGGAAUGGGAACUUUAAGUGUCGCUGGUUCAGGUGCUAAUCACCUCGACAUAGCGCCAACAUUUGCUGGGACAUUAGCUGGAUUCGCUGGCAUGUUACAAAGUAUCGCAUCUCUAGCGGCAAACGAAGGUGUCGCUCGUAUUGUCGGUGAUGAUCCGACACCAGAAAAUUGGUAUCGCUUUUUUUACAUCUCAGCAGCAAUUAACGCUUGUGGUGUCAUCAUUUUCUGUCUCAUUGGUUCCGGAACGACACAAGAUUGGGAUCCAUCUUCCGUUCGUAGGCAAAGUGUUAAAUCUGUCGUUAGCAUUAAAUCUCGUAAAUUCAGCACCAAAUCUGAAACAAGUUCACGUUCAAAUCCAAUGUCACAACAACCUCAUCAAUCUAAUCAACACGAACAAAACAAUCAACAUCUGACCGUGGCAGUGAUUGGAGAUAAUAAAGAGCAGAUCAACAAUUAAUAACAAAUCAACUGAAUAGUUUGUUUUUCAAUGCGAAUAACAAAAAAAAACCUAAACGGCAAAAUUUUCCUAAUACAAUGUAAACAAUUAGAUUAACUGUUAAAAUAAGAAAACCUUGACAUUAAUUGUUGGAUAAGAAAAGAUUAACUUCCAAUGAUGGUAAAUAAAUGAAAUAUUAAACUGA
Messenger RNA from Panonychus citri (citrus red mite), 1846 nucleotides. RefSeq names its product sialin-like. The record is from RefSeq and is a predicted model, not a curated record. NCBI's taxonomy places the organism in Eukaryota, Metazoa, Arthropoda, Arachnida, Trombidiformes, Tetranychidae. Gene Ontology annotation, biological process: monoatomic anion transport; transmembrane transport. Gene Ontology annotation, molecular function: transmembrane transporter activity.